Polychytrium aggregatum is the source of this 1452-nucleotide messenger RNA. Its product is annotated as chorismate synthase. Gene Ontology annotation, cellular component: cytosol. Bases 119 to 1342 code for a protein of 407 amino acids. The transcript is spliced from 7 exons. Gene Ontology annotation, biological process: aromatic amino acid biosynthetic process; chorismate biosynthetic process. The record is from RefSeq and is a predicted model, not a curated record. Lineage: Eukaryota; Fungi; Chytridiomycota; Chytridiomycetes; Polychytriales. Gene Ontology annotation, molecular function: chorismate synthase activity; FMN binding.
AUCGCACUGAUAUAUCCGCAUCUCAGCCGGUCUCUGCCCAUCUCGAGCCGGAGUCUUCCCUGUCUGCCUUUCUUUCCUGUCUGUCUCGCUCCCUGACCACCCCCAUCUCUUAUCAGCCAUGAGCACGUUUGGAAGCGUCUUCCGAGUCACAACCUUUGGUGAAUCCCACUGCAAGGGCGUUGGUGUCAUCAUCGAUGGCUGCCCUCCCGGCCUUCCUCUCACCGAGGAUGAUGUCCAGCCCCAGCUGAACCGCCGACGACCGGGCCAGAGCAACCUGACCACUCCGCGCAACGAAAACGACCGAGUCACGAUCCUGUCAGGAACCGAAAUGGGAUUCACCCUCGGCACCCCCAUCGCCAUGACCGUCCCCAACUUGGACCAGCGUCCCCGCGACUACGGCGAAAUGGAUGUCUAUCCUCGCCCGAGUCACGCCGACUUUACCUACUUGGAAAAGUAUGGCAUCAAGGCCUCCUCUGGUGGUGGUCGCUCUUCGGCCCGUGAAACCAUCGGCCGUGUCGCUGCUGCUGCUGUUGCUGAAAAGUUCCUCCGAUCUGCCUUCGGCAUCGAGGUCGUUGCUUUUGUCAACUCGAUCGGCCAUGUGAGCAUGCAGCCCACUGUUCCGUAUACCGACGCCGAGAACGAGCCGCAGUGGCUCUCCAAGUGGACAGAGUGGUGGCAGUUCCUGAACACUGUCCAGCGGGAGGACGUCGACAAGAACGAAGUGCGCUGCCCCGACGAAGUGUAUGCCGAGAAGAUGCGCCAGCGAAUUCUGCAAGCCAAAGAGGCCAGCGACUCGAUCGGAGGAACGGUCGUUUGCGUUAUCCGCAACGUCCCCACUGGGCUCGGCGAGCCCUGCUUCGAUAAGCUCGAGGCCAAGCUGGCGCACGCCAUGCUCUCGAUUCCGGCCACAAAGUCCUUCGAGAUUGGCAGCGGUCUGGACGGCACCAACAUUCCCGGCCACGUCCACAACGACUCCUUUGUGCAGAAGGGCGACCGUCUCGGCACCACCACCAACUUCUCUGGCGGAAUUCAGGGCGGCAUCACCAACGGUGAGAGCGUCUACUUCAAGGUCGCUUUCAAACCCCCGGCCACCAUCGGUGCCGCGCAGGCCACCGCCACUUACAACGGCGAGGACGGUGUCCUCUCUGCCAAGGGCCGCCACGACCCCUGCGUCCUCCCCCGCGCCGUGCCGAUCGUCGAGGCCAUGGCCACCCUUGUUGUCAUGGACUCCAUCCUCCAGCAGCUUUCUCGCAAGGGCGCAACUGAGCUCCUGGCUAGCCACCGCCCGUCGAUACCGGUGGUGCUCAAGGGCGAGGUCACCAAGGACAUGAUCGGCCAGUGAGCGGAUUCGAUGGUCGCAGUAUUGGGUGUCGGGCAUGUUGGCGGCGCUGACGGCGCUGACGGCUGACAUGAAUCGUGGCCUCCUGAAUACACACAUGUCUAUCGUGCGAA